GGAAGAAGAAGAAGUUGUAGUUUAAAGAUGGCGCUACCGGGUGUUUUACUCGUGCGUCUGAGAGCGCUUUGCAAUGUGGGCAAAUGUCUUCACAGCGAACGCAAAACAGCGCUCAAAUGGAGCAGGGAGACGCGGUGGCACGGGACCAAGCCUCGGAGCUUCCAGGAAAACGCGUCAUUUAUUUCUCAGAGUCAACAAGGCAACAACAACCCAGACCUACUGAAGGAGUUCCCAGAUCCUAAAAGCCUCUUGAACAGUACCCUCUCUCGAUCUUUGGGAGUCAACGACCUGUCCCAGCUCAUCCAGUACACCUGCACAGAAGAUGUGGAUGUCAAGAGAGCCACUGUCACUGUGCUGUGGCCCUGCAAGAUUGAAGAAGAGGGUUACGCUUCCAGGAAGACUGACGCAGAACGAUACGCUGCAGCUGCUGCUUGUCUCAAGCUCAGAGAAAUGGGUGUGAUCGGCCCAAACAACGAGCUGCCCAGGAGGAGAUCAGGUUGGGAGAGAGGAGCGCUCCAUUCCUCCUUUCACGAUAAGGAGGGUGGCAUCUUGCCACAUGACAUCAAAGAUGAAGCCUCUGAAGCUUUGGGCCUUUUCCGACAACCUAAAUCUCUGCUGUACCGGGUCAUCCAGGUGGCCACCUCUUCCAACAGACUCAAGGAGGUGGUACACUUCAAAAAAUCAGGAGGGAAGCUGAAGAAGUGUGAGCUGACUCUGCUCUGGCCUGAGAAGAUGACGUUCACAGCCACAGCGAAGAGCCAUGUGAUGGCGGAGAGGAGGGCUGCAGCACUUGCCUGCAUGAAGCUGAAGGAGAUGGAGCUGCUGGAUAAGGACAACAACCCGCUGUCUCACGCCAUGUACCACAAAGAAAAGGUCCGGGAGGCCGGAGAGAGGGAGAAGCGUCCACUCCCGCUGGAAAUCCCAGAAAACCUCAAGCAGAGUGUGAGAGAGUACCUCGCACAGUACCCAGUUGCACACGAAGUACAGAAACUGUGGGAGGAGGAAGAGGCGAGAGGACAGGAGACGGCGGACCAGUGGGACGAGGAGGACGAGGAGGACAUGGUGAAAGACGCCAUCACUGGCAGGCUGUACAGGCCUCUGUCUGAGCGGAAGGCCGAGGAGCUCAGCGCCUACCUGCGGGAGGAAUGGGAAAGGGCGAACCCCGUACUGAGCCUGGAGCUCCCGGUCGAUUCGCACCGCGAGCGCGUGGUCUCGGUCAUAAAUUCCUCCAGGGUUGUCGUGAUCGCCGGUGAAACGGGAUGCGGCAAAACAACGCGGAUCCCUCGCUUCCUGCUGGAGGAGCACGUGAGAGGAGGGAAAGGCGCAGAGUGCAACAUCCUGGUGACGCAGCCCCGUCGGAUCAGCGCGGUGUCAGUGGCCCAUCGUGUUGCUCAGGAGAUGGGUCCGGCCCUUAAACACUCAGUGGGACAUCAGGUGAGACUGGAGAGCCGGCCUCCAGAGCACAGCGGAGGAGCCAUGCUCUUCCUCACGGUGGGCGUCCUGCUGAAGAAGCUGCAGUCGAACCCGAGCCUGAAGGGGAUCAGUCACGUGGUGGUGGACGAGGUCCACGAGAGGGACAUAAACACGGACCUGCUGCUGGCCUUACUGCGCUCAAGCUUGAAAGAGAACCCCGACCUACGCGUAGUGCUCAUGAGCGCUACUGGGGACAACCAGAGGCUCUCUCAGUACUUUGGAGGCUGUCCUAUCGUAAAGGUGCCCGGAUUCAUGCACCCAGUGCGGGACUAUUACCUGGAGGACGUGCUCAGAACGAUGCGACGCUCCCCUUCAGUCCAAGCAACAAGGGAGACAAACAAGCAGGCAGGAAGAGAUGAUAUUUCCCCUGAUCUAGAUUUGGUAGCGGAUGUUAUAGAGCACAUUGACAAGCACGGAGAGCCAGGUGGAGUGUUGUGUUUCCUCCCCGGGUGGCAAGACAUCAAGACAGUCCUAGAGAAACUCGAUGCAAAACCGCACUUUUCCUCCGGCGCACAGAUGAUCGUCCCAUUGCACUCUAGUUUAUCAGUGGCAGACCAGCAGGUGGUGUUCCAGCACCCCCAAGUGGGCCAGAGGAAGAUCGUACUCACCACCAACAUAGCCGAGACCUCCGUCACAAUCAACGACAUCGUUCAUGUGGUGGAUGCAGGAACUCACAAAGAGCACACUUAUGACCCGCGGACGAAGGUCUCCUGCCUGGACACGGUUUGGAUUUCUCGUUCCAAUGUCACACAAAGAAAAGGGAGAGCAGGUCGUUGUCAGCCAGGAAAAUCCUAUCACCUGUUCCCGAGGCAACAGCUGGAAUCCAUGGCUCCCUUCCCCAUCCCCGAGAUCCUCCGCACCCCUCUCGAGAGUUUGGUGGUGCAGGCUAAAAUCCACAGUCCUAACUGCAAGGCUGUAGAUUUCCUAUCCCAAGUGCUGGACAGUCCGGACAUAGAAGCUGUGAGAGACGCUGUCCAGAAUCUGCAAGAAAUAGGAGUUCUGGACAAGACAGAAGCCCUGACUCCUUUAGGAGAACGUGUUGCCCUUAUGUCAUGUGACCCUCGCCUCGGCAAAGUGCUGGUCCUGAGCACCAUGUUUAGAUGCGCUCUACCCUUGUUGUCCGUAGCCGCCUGUCUCACUCGAGACCCUUUCCACAACAGCCUGCAGAACAGGCAACUUGUCAAGAAGGCCAAGGAGAUGCUGAGCGGCUCUAGCUACAGUGACUAUUUGGUGUACAGUCGAGCUAUUUUAGGCUGGAGGACAGUUCAGCGGGAGGGUGACCGAGAGGACAGAGAUAACUUUGUGGACGAGAACACUCUGUCCAGACCCGGCCUUCGCUUCAUCAAAGGUCUCAUCUCUCAGUUCAGUGAGAAUCUGCAUGAGGCAGGGCUGGUUUCUCACGCCAAUGAGUGUCAGAAGCUUAAUUCUCUCUACAAUGAGCACAGCGGCCAGGAUGAGCUGCUUAAAGCUGUGCUGCUGUCUGGACUGUAUCCCAACCUCAUACAGGUGAAGAAAGGUGUUGUUACCAAAGGACGCUUUCGCCCCAACAGCAUUGUUUUCCGCACACGAAGCGGUCCAGUGCUGCUUCACCGCUCCACAGUGAACAGAGGAAAAGACGACUUCCCUAGUCGCUGGCUGACCUUCUUCGGUGCCGUCAAGUCCAGUGGAGUUGUUUUCAUCAGAGACUCCUCUGCAGUCCAUCCGCUCGCCCUGCUGCUGCUCACAGACUGUGAUAUGAUAGAGACGGUGGACGGAGACAGAGUGACGGUCUCACUUUCCGGACACUCCCUGGUGCGCUGUGAGCUCUCAGUCGAGACGUGGGAGCUCCUGUGGGAGUUGCGCACUUCCAUUCAGACCAUGCUGCACCGAAACCUCAACAAUCCCAGCAAUGCGAAUACUUCUCAAGAUGGGAAGCUCGUGUCUUUACUCGUUAAGCUCCUCAACAAUGCGGAUCCGACCCCUUUGGCUCACGCCAGCGACAGCGAGGUGGACUGAUGACGACCAUGCUGUAUGUGUGAAUGUGGUGUAUCUGCUGGCUGGUGCAGAAGAACCAAACAGAAUGAGAUUUGUUUAUGAACUGGAUGGAUGGUGUGAGGGAAUCCAUUUGGAUUUUGGACGUUCUAGUCAAUAAUUACUUUCUGAAAGCAGAAACUGAAUGCUACUUCAAGGAGUAUGAAAAAGUAUGACUGGCCCAAGGUCGUUUAAAAAGGACUACAUGAAUAAUGUCAUAUUUAUUGUAAUAAACACUCACAUGCCAACACAAAGAAAACUAUUUGAUUGUUUUA
Molecule: messenger RNA, 3758 nt
Organism: Mugil cephalus (flathead mullet)
Lineage: Eukaryota; Metazoa; Chordata; Actinopteri; Mugiliformes; Mugilidae
Gene: dhx30
Product: DEAH (Asp-Glu-Ala-His) box helicase 30
Exons: 19
Coding region: 28-3468 (1146 amino acids)
Cellular component (GO): intracellular anatomical structure; cytoplasm; nucleus
Molecular function (GO): ATP binding; DNA helicase activity; G-quadruplex RNA binding
Source: RefSeq, a predicted model, not a curated record